Messenger RNA from Dentiscutata heterogama, 402 nucleotides. Lineage: Eukaryota; Fungi; Glomeromycota; Glomeromycetes; Diversisporales; Gigasporaceae. The record is from the annotation of a GenBank genome assembly.
AUGGUUACUGCAAAUGAUACUCAAAAAGAAUCUAACAGAAAUAGCUCUAUUCUGUUAGACAUUAUUACUGUUAAGCCAAUUACUUUAUCAAGCAACUAUGGGAAAAAUAUACCAAUUGAUACCAAAAAUUCUGCUCGUAAAAGAUGUCUAACUGAAUAUGAAAAAACAAAUAUGUUAACUAACAAGGAGCUUGAGACUAGUCAAAUAGUCCUGAAUAGAGUACUAGCACAAAAUCAAGAUCAAGAAAUAUUAUUAAAUGAUCCUAUAAAAGUUUUGAAAGAAGUGCAAGCCCACUUCCAAAAGCAAUUCAUAAGCAAAAAAAAUAGCUAUAUGGAGGCUGAGAAACUUUGGUCUGAUGAGUACCAACCCAAAAGAAGAAUCCAAGAGUCCUGGUUUGAUCCG